GAACUACCUGAUGCAUAAUGGGGAAAGGAAGUCGAGUAGUUGUUUGUGGAGUGGCAGCAGUUGGUAAAACCGCCAUACUGGAGCAGGUGCUGUAUGGAAACCACAUAGUUGGUCAGAAAAAUCUUGAAACCUUGGAAGAUGUAUAUAUUGCUUCAGUGGAAACGGAGCGUGGAGUGAAGGAGCAGCUGCGCCUUUAUGACACACAGGGUCUUCAGGAAGACACGGAGCUGCCCAAGCAUUACUUCUCUUUUGCCGAUGGCUUUAUUCUUGUCUACAGUGUGGACAGCCUGGAAUCCUUCAGGAGGGUUGAACAACUUAAAAGAGACGUGGACCGCUUCCGGGACAAAAAAGAGAUUGUAAUUGUUGUUUUGGGCAACAAGGUGGACCUGGCAGAAUACAGACAAGUGGAUACAGAAAUGGCAUUACUCUGGGCAAAAGGGGAGAAAGUAAAACUCUGGGAAGUCUCAGUUACAGAUAGAAAGACCUUGAUAGAGCCUUUCACAUUGCUGGCCAGCAAACUCAAUCAGCUCCAAAGCAAAUCGUCCUUCCCUUUACCUGGAAGAAAAAGUAAGGGGACCCCAUCAUCUGACAACUGA
Messenger RNA from Bufo bufo (common toad), 596 nucleotides. It is a transcript of the gene NKIRAS1, whose product is annotated as NFKB inhibitor interacting Ras like 1. The record is from RefSeq and is a predicted model, not a curated record. Gene Ontology annotation, molecular function: GTPase activity; GTP binding. Bases 18 to 596 code for a protein of 192 amino acids. The transcript is spliced from 3 exons. NCBI's taxonomy places the organism in Eukaryota, Metazoa, Chordata, Amphibia, Anura, Bufonidae. Gene Ontology annotation, biological process: canonical NF-kappaB signal transduction.